CGUACAGAGCGUAGGGCCCUUGUAUUGUGGGAGUCUGUUGUGGCUGUGUGGCGUCUAGAUCCCGUGGUCGGCUCUGAUCUAUGCAGGCGGAGGUGCGGUCUUUCCGAAGCAGGUUUUCGACUGGGCGCCCCGGGAUGUCUGUGGCCUUCGUACCGGACUGGCUGAGGGGCAAGGCGGAAGUCAAUCAAGAGACUAUCCAACGGCUCCUGGAGGAGAAUGACCAGCUGAUCCGCUGCAUCGUGGAGUAUCAGAACAAGGGCCGGGCACACGAGUGCGUCCAGUACCAACAUGUGUUACAUAGAAAUCUCAUUUAUUUGGCUACCAUUGCAGAUGCCAGCCCAACCAGUAUUUCAAAAGCAAUGGAAUGAUCUUCCAGUUGGCUGUUGUGAAGAGUAAUUGAAUAUAAUCCUUUUCCUAGGAAAUGGAGACAGACGGGGUCUUUACCAACUCAUCUGUUUGAAUCAUGAAUGAAAUUUCUGUGGCUCUUUUAAAAAUGUGAAGACAGUUACUCACUGUAUUCUCAAUGUAAAUAUUUAUUUUAAUAAUUAAGUAGAUCCCUCAAGAAUUUGAUCCCAGGUGUCCUUUUUCCUGAACUUGGAACAUAUCUGGAUAACAGACAUCACUAGCAUCUUCAAGCCCACUUUCAGUUUCUACCCGAAGAGGAAACUAAGUAGGCAUUGGGCAGGAAUUAAUGAGACUCCUGAAUGAGACCUUGAUAAAUGGACAUGUAACUGUGUGCUCUCUCCUACCAGUUUAUAAAUGUGGUCCCCCAACUGCUCUUUUCAGAUUGCUUUGAAAUAAAGCUUACUUUUCUACAAAAAACUGAUAAGGAGCUAUAGAAGUUUUCAUGUAAUAUAUGAUCCAUUAGGCUUUCCAGAAAAACUGUAAGGACUUAACUUUAAGGUAUGUAACAAUGAUACCAUUAUCAUUGCCAAAAAAACUAAUAGUGAUUCUUAAUUAUUAUCUAAUAUCAUCUUAUAAUAGAUGUUCAAUUUUCUGCCAUUAUCACAAAAUGUCUGUUUGUGUGAAUCAGGAUCCAAACAAGAUUCACAUGUUAUAUUUUGCUAAUACCCCUUUAAGUCACUUAAAAAAAUACUUAAUAGACCUCCCUCUUUUUUCUUUAUUUGUUGAAAGAUAGGUCAUUUGUUCUAGAAUUUCUCAUGAUUUUGGAUUCAUCCAGUUGUAUCCCUGUAAUGUUAAGUAUGUUCUUCUAUCACCUACUUUUCCUAUAAACUGAUAGAUUUAGAUGCUCAUUCAAACACAGAUUCUAAUAUUUUUUAACAAGAAUGCUUGCUUUUGCAUCACAUUCGGAAGUGACCUGAUUUAUUUUCAAGUUCCCAAUAGGCUUUCACUUAAAUUAUGAUCUACCCAGCUUUGAUCUUGUAAUUCAUUAGGGGUUGCCUAAUGGUGGUUUUCUAAUUUUAUCAUUCUUUCUGCAUUUAUUAGCUGGGUUCUGUAAAAAACUUUCACUCUUUGAGACUUAACUGUAAGAUGAGGCAAAGAGAUUCUUGUAAGCUAACCCAAAAUUAGAAGCCCAGAUCCUUGGUCCUUUUGUUGGAGUCAGGGCUUGCACCCCAGGGUGAUGAUAA
Messenger RNA from Microcebus murinus (gray mouse lemur), 1589 nucleotides. RefSeq names its product SS18 like 2 (gene SS18L2). NCBI's taxonomy places the organism in Eukaryota, Metazoa, Chordata, Mammalia, Primates, Cheirogaleidae. The record is from RefSeq and is a predicted model, not a curated record.